UAUCUCUCGUAACAACUCUUAUUACAACUUUUAUCUGCUACUCGUGCAGCUGAAACAUCGCCAUGUCUCUAAUGUUGGCUCUGUUGUUGACACACUGUGUGUACUUUGCUUUUGGAGCAUCAGUCAGCGGUGAUGUAAUGGAGGUGCAAACCGUCUCAGGUGAAGACUGUCCUCUGAGAUGCACCGCUAAAUCUAAGCAGGGGGUGGAGUACAGCGCAGUGAGAUGGUACAAGCAGCUCAACGAUGCUGAGACGCGUCGUCUCCGAGGCCUGAUGACCCGAGACCUUCCCAACGGCACCACCAGGUGGUACACCGGCGUGGGGCGUGAGGUGGAGCUGAUCGGCGACUCCUUCGACAUCGUCCUGCCCAACGUGACCUGCGAUGACACCGGCGUGUACGUGUGUCACCUGGCGGCACCGGUGGGAGAGCAGAACCAGGAGGGGCAGGUUCUCCUCACGCUUGCAGAUUGUUCUAACAGCUCAGAAGAAAUCAUGAUGACUGACACUUUCUUGGUCAUUUUUGCCUCCGUGGUGCUGAUGUGUGCACUCAUCAUUUUCCUUAUAAGCUAUGGAAGCCUGAAAAACAUCGUCCAAGAGAAAACCAAACCGACACAAAAAGAAGUUUUACUGAAUUCACCGCUGAAGCCGCUGGAGAAAAAGGACUUAAAAUUGAUUUACACUUUGGGCCCAAAUGUGUCUAAAAAACCGUCUUUAAAGCACGUAUGUGUCUAAAGAUACAUCGAUGGGAAUAGUCGUGUAUUGAAGAGAGACUUUACGGCCCCUUAAACACCACAACAUGACAACAUGAAAACCUCAACAAAGGACAAGAACCAACUCCUGAACUCACUCAAAGCAAAUGUGGACUCACAGAAGGAUUUUCCUCCCCAGUACAAAACAUCAGCUGGUUCUUGAAUCCUGCAGAGAGUCAACACGAAAGGGGGCCGCCGCCGCUGCCGCUGCUGCCGCUGUCAGGGGACGGCCUCACCUGCUUGGAGGCUCCCUAUUGGUCGAGAGGAGAUGCUGGGCCCUUAAUAGUUUGUU
Scomber japonicus (chub mackerel) is the source of this 1040-nucleotide messenger RNA. It is a transcript of the gene cd83, whose product is annotated as CD83 molecule. The record is from RefSeq and is a predicted model, not a curated record. The transcript is spliced from 5 exons. Lineage: Eukaryota; Metazoa; Chordata; Actinopteri; Scombriformes; Scombridae. The coding region runs from base 63 to 731 and encodes 222 amino acids.